GCUUCAAGAAUGUCCCUCCUUGAGAACAAGAUCGUGGUCAUCACUGGCUCAAGUCGCGGUAUUGGCAGGGCCUGUGCCGUCAAGUCCGCGCAAUAUGGUGCAAAGGGUCUUGUUCUACACUAUCUAGGCGACAAGGAGACUGAAGAAGAGAUUCAAUCACUCACCACUGAGAUAUCUCGUAGCUCUCCCGGUGCCACCGUCGUUGCAGUACCCGGGGACAUUGCCGAUCCUUCCACCGCACGUAAUGUUGCGGACGUCGCCGUGAAGAAUUUUGGGCGGAUCGACAUGCUUGUUAGUAAUGCUGGCAUCUGUCCAUUUUCGGAAUUUUUGUCCAUGCCCCACAGCACUUGGGAAAGGACGCGUUCGGUCAACCUGGAUGGCUGUUUUUACAUGGUGCAAGCGGUUGGCAACGUCAUGAAGAAUCAGGAGCCUCAAGGCGGAUCGAUCAUUGGUAUAUCCUCGAUCUCCGCAUUGGUAGGCGGCGCCAUGCAAUGUCAUUAUACACCGACCAAGGCAGGUAUCAAUAGUUUGAUGCAAAGUUGCGCUGUUGCCCUCGGUAAAUACGGCAUUCGCUGCAACUCAGUUUUACCCGGUACAAUCGCCACCGAUAUCAACAAGGAGGACCUUUCUGACGCGGCCAAACGCGAGCAUAUGAUCUCCAGAACUUGCCUGGGGCGACUGGGCGAACCGGAUGAUUUGGCGGGACCUGUUGUCUUCCUUGGCAGUGAUUUGGCUAAAUACGUGACUGGUGCAUCGUUGCUCGUGGAUGGAGGUCUUUUUGUGAACCUUCAGUAGCUCUCGCGGAAUAUCCAAUUGCAUACGUUACUAA
This is a messenger RNA of Punctularia strigosozonata HHB-11173 SS5, 829 nucleotides long. RefSeq names its product NAD(P)-binding protein. Gene Ontology annotation, molecular function: oxidoreductase activity, acting on the CH-OH group of donors, NAD or NADP as acceptor. The coding region runs from base 10 to 795 and encodes 261 amino acids. The record is from RefSeq and is a predicted model, not a curated record. The transcript has 7 exons. Lineage: Eukaryota; Fungi; Basidiomycota; Agaricomycetes; Corticiales; Punctulariaceae.